Geodia barretti is the source of this 1047-nucleotide messenger RNA. The record is from the annotation of a GenBank genome assembly. NCBI's taxonomy places the organism in Eukaryota, Metazoa, Porifera, Demospongiae, Tetractinellida, Geodiidae.
AUGUGUGUGCAGGUGAGGGAGGAAGAUGAAACCAUACAAACUCUGAGACCAGACGUCUACGAAGACUCCCUAUUCCUGGAUGACCUUCGACCUUCCACCAACUACUCAUUCCUGGCGGUGGUGGGGAAUUCCCUCGCACUAGGAGAGGAUCUGAUUCAAUUGGAGUUAUAUACAACUGACUACAACCUCAAAUUUGAGUCAUUUAACGGAGGGGCUCCCCCUAGUCAAAGAACGUCCUCUCCAAACCCGAGUCAGCAAGUGGACUCGACCACGCCCCCUCCCCGGAUCACCUCCCCCCGUCUCACCUCUCCCCUCCUCCACUCCCAGCACUACUACAACAGUCUGAGGAAGUACCAGCUGGACACACUGCCUGUGGCGAGACCCAAUGAGGAGGGGUCAAAGGACAGAGUUGUGGAGGUCCAGAUCCACUCCAACCUCCACAGUAACGGAGUCACCACUGGCAGGAGGAAUGAUGUGGAUGGAGGUCACUACAAUCGUCCGACGUCCCACCCUCCCUCUCUCCCCCUCUCCCCUGGCUCCCAGCCUCCCCCAUUCCUCCCUCCUCCCUCCCUCACCACCUCCUCCACCCUCCCCACUAACCCCCAGCACCCCUCCUACAACCAUCCCACCUCACACACCCUCUACAGCGUCCCUCGCAAGGGGGGAAACCCCUCUCAUCCCAUGCAGAUGAGCAUGUCAGCUCUGCCAACUGGUGACGAGGGGCGGAGUCAGGUGGUGGGGUCAAGGGUCAGUACCCUCCCCCGAGGAGCCACCACUAACGGUGAUGACUACACAGUCAUGGAGAGGGUGGAGGAUAGUGGGCGUAGCUCACUGGUGGAAACUGGACGGAGGUUCCACUCCAUGGACCACACCUCUACUUCUGCUAUUGCCGAGACAAACAAUUUUGAUAUAGAUCAGUCGAAGCGUGCCAGCUACAAGACUGAUGUCUGAUGUCACAAAACGGUUUACAAGUCGACAUAGACCCACAUCAUGAUUUUCAUUAUUUCUCAAAUUCCUAUCAUUCUGUGAUUUAGUAAUGUUCAGCUA